Drosophila obscura is the source of this 1419-nucleotide messenger RNA. RefSeq lists its product as uncharacterized. The transcript has a single exon. The record is from RefSeq and is a predicted model, not a curated record. Bases 103 to 1194 code for a protein of 363 amino acids. Lineage: Eukaryota; Metazoa; Arthropoda; Insecta; Diptera; Drosophilidae.
GAUUUAUCAAUCAGCUCUCUUUUACUUUACUUCUGAUUCGCGAACGUUUAGUGUAUCUUGCGCAUUAUAUUUACUAAAAAGAUUUGUAUUAUAUUUGGUACGAUGACUUUGUUUUUUUCAAUGGCUAUCGUCUAUAGCUAUUUUUUGUGGUUCGUUCAGUGUCAGAACGUAAAUAGCAUCCGACACCUGUCAGAAAGCAGCCAAAUGCCACAGACUCGUACUAUUCGAGGAGAACAAAUACCAUUGGAGUUUUAUGAAGUCAUCGAAAGAUCGGAUAAUAGUAAGAACGAGCUGCAACAUCGAUUGCAUCACUUUUUGGAAAAUCUUCAAAAGAAUCUUACCACGUCCACGGUAUUUAGAGACUUUCAAACUACUGCAUCGAGAUCGGAAAACUAUGCCAAUAAGAUGACUGAAUUAUCAACAUUUUUUCAUGAUGCUUCCAACUCUGUUGGUAAAUUUGCCCAAGAAAGCGAAAAAUUCUAUGAUGUAAUUAAGAACUCAAGCUAUGCAUUGUUGUUGAAAUUACGACAAGUCCCCGCAGCACAGCCCACACAGGUAAAGAUUGUGCUAACAAACUAUUUUUCGGAAAUGGAGUUUUUUCAUAUUAUGUUUUCCGAAAUUGUGGACGAAGCACUAGAAUACACUGUGGGAACUCUGCUCGCUGUUCAACGAAUAUUCCUUCAUUUCGCCGAUGUUCAGAGUUUCAUACUACACGACUGGAAACUGAAGCUUGACUUUGAGUGCUCCAAAAUGUACAUGGAUUUCUUACAAUAUCAUUCUGCGCAGGUAUUUAAAUGCGCGGCUGGCCACGAAUUGAAAGUCGCUUAUGACGUGUACGCUAUGACAAAGAUAAACUCAAAAUAUAUAAUGAGGCAGCUUGAGUUCCGAAUUCAAAGACUUUUCAACUGUUUUAUCUUCAAAAGUUACGAAAUACGAUGUCAAUUUCUCCAAAACGCCGAGAAGGAUUUUGAAAGUCUCUUUAGUAAGCUCGAAGAACUAGAAAUGUAUCUGGAUAUAAAAACUAAGCAAGGUCGAGCUUCAGAUUUGAGAUUCCACCGACAAAGCAAUAGACGGUAUGAUGAUGUCACAACAAAAUCGACUGAGCUUCUCAGUGAUUGCCUACCGAACGACUUUCCCUAUAGUCAAAUAAAAUCGGAAUUAAGAUCUUGCUUUUAUUUAUUUGAUGGAAAAUGAGUAAUAUAUUAUAUGCCAUAAUACAUACAAGAAUUGGGUCUAAGAUUCUUUGUUUUUUGUAAGAUAGUCACUUAGGUAGCUACUCAGUCUGAAUGACAUCUUUAUUUAACAAGAAUUCAGAGAUUUUGCUUAAAAUCUUUGUAAAAUGAGUACGAGGUUUCAAAUUUGCAUUAAAUGUAAUACGAUUCGCUUUGUUGCACACUUUCAAAUGAAUAAAUAUUGUUU